Molecule: messenger RNA, 3725 nt
Organism: Betta splendens (Siamese fighting fish)
Lineage: Eukaryota; Metazoa; Chordata; Actinopteri; Anabantiformes; Osphronemidae
Gene: sfxn3
Product: sideroflexin 3
Exons: 11
Coding region: 144-1112 (322 amino acids)
Biological process (GO): monoatomic ion transport; serine import into mitochondrion
Cellular component (GO): mitochondrial inner membrane
Molecular function (GO): monoatomic ion transmembrane transporter activity
Source: RefSeq, a predicted model, not a curated record
AGUGGUUUGUGGUGAAUAGCUUUGUCCGCUGCUUCUAACAGUCCAUGAAUGCACCAUACGUCAUCCCGGCGUUUCGGUGAUAUUGAGAGGUCAUACAUCUUCAAAUAACAGACGUACAGACCCAGUGCUCAAGGAGAGUCAAAAUGUCUGGAGAUCUGUCCCUCAACAUAAACAUCAAGGAGCCACGAUGGGACCAGGGCACCUUCAUGGGACGUGCCAAGCACUUCUUCAUGGUCACAGAUCCCAGGAAUGUCCUGCUGUCCUCUGAGACCCUGGAGGAGGCCAGGGUGACUGUGGAGAACUACAGAGCUGGUAUUGUGAGACCUGGUUUGACGGAGGAUGAGCUCUGGAGAGCCAAAUACAUCUAUGAUUCCGCCUUCCACCCUGACACUGGGGAGAAGAUGUUUGUGAUUGGCCGGAUGUCUGCUCAGGUGCCAAUGAACAUGUCCAUCACAGGCUGCAUGCUCACUUUCUACAGGACUACUCCGGCAGUGGUGUUCUGGCAGUGGGUUAACCAGUCGUUCAACGCUGUUGUCAACUACACCAACCGCAGUGGAGAUGCACCCAUCACUGUGAAUCAGCUUGGUGCAGCCUAUGUUAGUGCUACUACUGGAGCCGUUGUCACUGCCCUGAGCCUCAAGUCUCUAGCUGUGCGCCUCCCCCCGAUUGUCAGCAGGUUUGUCCCCUUCGCUGCUGUUGCCGCUGCUAAUUGCAUCAACAUUCCCUUCAUGAGACAGAGAGAAUUAAAGUACGGCAUCCCUGUGACAGAUGAGAAUGGAAACCGGUUAGGAGAGUCUGCCAAUGCUGCCAAACAGGCCAUCGUGCAGGUGGUGGUAUCCAGGAUCGGCAUGGCAGUGCCAGCGAUGGCCAUUCCCCCGGUUAUAAUGAAUGCUUUGGAGAAACGAGCCUUCAUGAAACGGUUUCCUAUCCUAAAUGCUCCUGUUCAAGUGGGACUUGUUGGCCUGUGCCUGGUGUUUGCAACCCCUCUGUGUUGCGCACUCUUUCCACAAAAAAGCUCAAUGAGAGUAACUAGUCUGGAAGAAGAUCUCCAGGAGAAGAUAAAACAAAUCAGUCCUCACACCACCACCGUCUACUUUAACAAGGGCCUGUAGAACCAGCCACCACGUAAACAUGUCUGUUGUCCUGUGGGCACAGUUACAGUAGGUGAGCGAGAAUGAAUAUAUUUAUGCUUUUUUUUGUAUGUACUGCAGCAUUUUUUUUAUUUGGCCAUGUUCUGUCUUUCCCCAGACUGCACUCUUCAGAAAACAAAAAUGACUCCUAUUUUUUAUAUUUUUAUUGUUUUGUGGUGUUUUUAGUGUCUUCCUCAGCCCAUUAGGAAGGGGUUAAUGUAGUUUAACAACUACUGUUAAAUGUAAGAGCUCCAGUUUAAAGUGCAGACAUUUGCUUGUAAGGUGUGUGUUUGUGAGUGUGUAAUUGCUUUGAAUGUGACCUAUAGAUACAGUACAUACUGUAUAUAUUCACCUUGUGUCCAUCCUUUUUUUUAGUUAUUGUUAGAAUAUUGUUUUGAAAAGUAUUUUAUCAAUUGCACACAGACCAUUGUAUGUUAAAUCUUUCACAUUGUACUAGUUCCGUUACAAUAUAUAGAUAAAAUAUAAAAGCUGUUUGGUAAUUAGCUCUAAAUAGUUGUCUUUUGCUGUUUUCUGUUGAGCAGCGUGACUCCUUACUCCCUUCAACACUCCUUUAAGUGUACUUAUGUCUCUUUGUAGGCCAGGAAAAGAGGUGCUAGGUACAGAUGAAGAAGAACAUAUUAAGAGAUAUGAUGUAAAAUUAUCCUGUAAAGGCUCGCAAAGCACAGCAUAGAGUACAUGAUCAACACUAACGCCGGUGUUGUCUCUGCCAACACAAGUCUAUGUUUCAAGGCCUCUUUUAUUUGCUAUCACUCUGUGAGCUAAUAGGCCCACGUCUUUAGCAGCAUGUUAUGUUCUUUGAUUGUUGCACACAGUUUUGUUUGUUUGAAGUAGAGAGGGAAGUUCUGCGUUGACGCUAAGAGUAUGAUGAAUGCAGUUUGAACUGAAAGACUGAACAGGAGGUUGGACAGAUUUAAAACAGCUUGAUUGUUAAGCAAAGUCGACUAAUUAAGUCAGAGACAUGGUUUUAUGUGCAUUAGCUAUAUUUCCAUCUAUAAACGGCUAUUAAGUUCCCAUUUUACCAAAUGAAGCGUGUACAAAGUCAGCCUAAUACAUGCUUAUACACAGGUCGGGCGUUUUUUCUGCUUUUGUUAAAAUGGAAGUUUAAGCCGCAUUUGAGCGUUUCUGAUCAAAUUAUGCAUUGACUAAGCUGUAGUAUAACUACAUAACCAUGGUAAUGAUGGUGCAUGCAGGGAAAUAUGACUUUAAUGUAUCUCAGAGACACAUGAUUGAAAUCAGAGAUUGACGCUCUUGUUCAAAGGUGUGGCUCUGCUAGUGAGUGAUGAGUUUUUUAUGCAUAGAAAAACUGACAAACGCUAGUGAUGACAUAAUAUUAAUGACAUAUUACUGCAAUCUCGUGCUUUAGGGCAAAUGAGAUUUCAGAUUAGAUAAAUGGUAAAAGGUCUUGAACUUGUAUAGCAUAAAUGUGUUUCUCCAUAUGUAGUAACUUGAUGCAUAGAAGGAAAUUUAUCUGAUUCGAUGUCUGUUUCCUGUUUGAAAAGUCCUCGUAACUAAUAGUAAGAUUGUAUCAGCCAUGUUUAUGUUCAUACCAGAGCUGUGUUUAAAGUUGACUGAUUGUAGAUGAAGUGUAGCAACCGCACAACUAAUGUAUCUAUAUAAUGCAACUCUAAUCGGACACACAAGGACACACUGUACAGUAUAAUGAUUUAUGAAUGAUGUUUGUGAUCCCAUCAUUCUUGUUGCAACCUGAUAAUCACACGAUCACAUGCACUGCAGGACAGUGUUUCAUAUUCAUCAUAUCUACUAUAUUUGUACUGAUCUACGAAUGUCCUUUUACACCACACAGUAGCUACAUCCUCAAAACAAUGUUUUGUGUGUUGCAGUCCUUGUUACUGUGUUCCUGUUGAGGCUAAUACUGCACUUACUCCUGUCUACUACUUAAUACUGCUGUCGGAGGUGUGUGUUAUUUAAAAGCAGCUUUUACAUGUUUAUUGAAAUUAGUAUCACCCCUCUCCCCCUCUGCAAUUUGGUAAAUGAAUGUUUCUUGUCUGACAGCUUUCAAUGCUAAUAACCAAGUGGCUCCAGUUUUGCUUCUGCUUUUCACUUUUUUUGUAUUGCGGCACAUGUGUCAAGAACAAAUGCGGAGGGUUUUAGUGAGGAGCUCAUGUUUCUCAUGACUCCAUCGUACCACCAUAUGCACCCUACACCCAGCCAAAGAUGACGUGGGUCUGAAUUGUACAGGAAAGAGGAGAAUGUGUGUAGCUUUCAAACUUUCCUUUCAGCUUUAGUACACAAAACUUUAACUGGUUUUUCUCAUGCAAAAAGGCAUAAGGUUUUACAGAGAAGGGGAUCAACAUGUUCAAGACCACAAAACAAAUGUUUAAGAUUGUAAAAAAAAAAUCCCCCCAGGCAUUUUUUAUUUUAUAAAUUUGGUUGUGAAUUGAAGGCACAAUGUAAAGACAAUCUUUGUUAUUAUUAUUUCCAGUACCUUUAAAGUUAAAUACAGUUCCUGUCAGUAUCAGUGCACAGUGUUCUCCCCCUAUUUUUUGUAUCGUAACAUGUUUUCAUGGAUGUAAAAUGUAUUUUAUUCAGAGCAAUAAAAUGAAAUGAAACAGA